Aureobasidium subglaciale EXF-2481 is the source of this 1050-nucleotide messenger RNA. RefSeq lists its product as uncharacterized. The coding region runs from base 1 to 1050 and encodes 349 amino acids. The transcript has 3 exons. NCBI's taxonomy places the organism in Eukaryota, Fungi, Ascomycota, Dothideomycetes, Dothideales, Saccotheciaceae. The record is from RefSeq and is a predicted model, not a curated record.
AUGAUCGCUGGAUACACCCUUGUCGGUUGCUUUGCAGCUCUGUCUGCUGUUGCUCAUGCACAGGAGGAGGUACCGCAAGAAGUUUCCAUCUUCGACCUUGUCAACACACCGUUUACUUUCACCGACUGUGCUGCCCCUUCGGAGAUGCAGACAUGUUGGGAAUCACAAAACUUCACCAAUGAAUAUCUGGAUCCGUUCUGCCUGGGCACGGAGGAAAGAAUCAAAUGUGCUCUCACGAGCUGCUGGAAUAGGGUCUACUCUUGCGAUUAUCAACAACUGUUGAUGACUUACAAUACCUCUUGCAGUGAUGCCUUUGACGAAGGCGUCGUCUUGGACUUGCCAUUCUACCCUCCCCCUGCUAAAGCCGCUGGAGAAUGCAGCUGUAACAUCAACGCUCUUGUCACCAGUCUCGAGAAAAGUGGUACAGAUGGCUAUAUCCAAUGCAUGGAAGAAAUCCAAAAGGAACGUGGUGAAACAGACGACGAGGAAGAGCAACCCACCCCUGAUUGCGAUUGCUGUUUCUACGGCAUCGCUGCUGCCACCACCUACGACACUUGCCCAGACGCAGAUCCUGGCCCAAUUGUAUUGAACGCACUUCAGCAACAGUACAUCGAUUCCACUCGUAGAGGCAACAACAACAGUCUUUCGCAAUGUGCUUCUCGUCUUGCAAACUUCAAUUGCGUCGACUAUGGAUUCACCGAAUAUGCAAAUAAUGCUUCUGACUAUGCAAGACUUACACCGCUUCACUCUGCUACUGGUACUUUUAGCGAUGUCAAUGGUGUUCUUACUAGCCCUGUCAGUGGCGCUACAUAUACCUGGACUGCUUGGAACAUGACAUAUACCAUUACCGCUGCUUCGGUCGAAGCAGUGGCUACGAGAACUGCUAGUGCGACUGGCAAGAUCAGUGGUAGUGUCACUGGAAGUGUGACUGGUACUGCCAUCGGCGCACCUUCCACAAACACUGGAGCUGCCGCCCCUACACUCAUCGCUGUACAGUAUCCCGCAGCAGCUCUGAUGGGACUUUCUGGUCUUGCGCUUGCUCUAUUGUAA